GAAGCGCUGGGUUCCGCCUCCGCGGUGGUGGGGAAGGAGGUGCUUGGGUCUCUCUGACCGGCCGCCCACCGCCGGCUUGCCUAAAUGCGCUCGUGGAAGACGCGAGUUGAGGACGUGGUUCACACGCAGUAGUACUUUUCCAGGACGGGGAGAAUGACGCGAUUCGUUUCAAGAAUCUGACGAAAGCUUGGCUGUUUGGAAAUCUGAAUGUCACUGCCCUGUUUGAAGCUGACUACACGACCUUUUUUGCAAACACCCUCCUUGAUUGUUCAGCCUUUGCGUUUCGUCAUGGAUCUGAAAGACCUUGUUACCUCCUUAAACAAUUUUGCUUCGCUUUCCCUGGCUGAAAGUUGGGAUAAUGUGGGGCUCUUGAUUGAGCCAAGUCCUCCUCAUAUUGUCAAUACCCUUUUUCUCACCAAUGAUUUAACUGAGGAUGUGAUGCAGGAAGUCCUAGAGAAGAAAGCAAAUCUCAUUCUUUCUUAUCACCCACCCAUUUUCCACCCACUGAAACGUAUAACAUGGAAAACAUGGAAGGAGCGUUUGGUAAUCCGAGCCUUGGAAAAUAGAGUUGGCGUUUAUUCUCCUCACACGACAUAUGAUGCUAUACCUAAUGGAGUCAAUGACUGGCUUGCUACAGGACUGGGGGCUUGUACUGCUGUUCCUUUGAAACCGGCUACAGCUUCCACUUACCCUGUAGGUGGGCCUUUCCGGGUUGAAUUCACUGUAUCCCCUGCUGAAAGUCUGGAAACAGUUUUAUCCCAAGUCCAUGCAAUGCCAGAGGUGUCACUCAUCGCAACUCAACCUGCCAGGAUUGAAGGAGAAGAACAAACACGUGUCAGCUUGAACUGUUCUCGGCUCGCUUUGUUGCAAGUAGUGGCCUUGCUUUCCCAGAAGAGCCUGCUGUAUCAAACAACUGAAAUCAUAUCACUAGAGAAGCCUCUGCUUGCCGAUACUGGAAUGGGACGUUUAUGCACAUUGCACGAACCAGCCUCUGUUUCUGUCUUGAUUGAACGAUUGAAAAGUCACUUAAAAUUGUCUCAUAUUCGUCUAGCUCUUGGAGCAGGGAAAUCACUGGAAUCCUCAGUGAAGGUGGUUGCUCUUUGUGCUGGUUCAGGAGCAAGUAUUUUACAAGACACAGAAAGUGAUCUCUAUGUUACUGGAGAGAUGUCCCACCAUGAGGUACUUGGUGCUGUUUCCAGAGGGAUCUCUGUAAUUUUGUGCGAGCACAGUAACACUGAACGAGGCUUUUUGUUAAAACUGCAACAAAUGCUGGCUGUGUAUUUUAUGAAUAAGAUCAAUAUCAUCGUUUCUGAAAGAGAUAGAGACCCUCUUCAAGUUGUGUAAAAGAAGCAAACUUUGAGAAAUAAUACCACUGGCUUUGGGCCAACUGUGACUAUAAAUGCGCCCUCCAGCCAGAGAGACUGGCAUCAAUAGUGAUUACUGUUCGGGACGGCUCUCUGAAUAAUUGACCUGCAUUCAAAGCCUGAGAAAACCACCAUGACAAGGACCGCUUGACAGACCCAGGGACUGAGACCUUGAGAGAUGAGUGACUUUUACCCGCCUUUUGGUUGGGCAACAGAAACCACUGAAGCUUUCUGGAGUGUAGUCUAGCCCAAGGCACGAUGGAGAUGCAAGAAAUCAUCUUUUCUAAGAGUUGAGAGAGAAGUGCCAAGGGGGACUUACCCGCUCUCACGACCUCCCCCACCAUGUUUUGUAAACUGUCUUUGCAUUCCUGUGAGA
Pseudonaja textilis is the source of this 1740-nucleotide messenger RNA. NCBI's taxonomy places the organism in Eukaryota, Metazoa, Chordata, Lepidosauria, Squamata, Elapidae. The record is from RefSeq and is a predicted model, not a curated record.